This is a messenger RNA of Mangifera indica (mango), 787 nucleotides long. RefSeq names its product protein DELAY OF GERMINATION 1. Gene Ontology annotation, molecular function: sequence-specific DNA binding. The record is from RefSeq and is a predicted model, not a curated record. The transcript has a single exon. Gene Ontology annotation, biological process: DNA-templated transcription. Lineage: Eukaryota; Viridiplantae; Streptophyta; Magnoliopsida; Sapindales; Anacardiaceae.
AUGGCAAACAGUGAGACUCACCGUUCACAUUCUUGCUUCCUAGAAUGGAUGAGCAUUCAAAAGCAAGACCUCGCUGAGCUCCUUGAAGCCCUCCAUUCAAACUACAUUAACGACAACAAGAAUUCUGAGAAGGUUUACACUCAACUAACCCAAAAGAGCCUCGGUCAUUUCCAAGAAUACAUGGUUAAACGUUCACAUAUGUACCAUGAAUAUCCUUCAGCCUUCUUUGCACCUCCAUGGUGCACCUCUCUGGAGCAUUCUACUAUGUGGAUAGCCGGCUGUCGACCGUCCUCGUUUAUCCGGCUUCUGUAUGGGCUUGGUGGGUUAGAGAUCGAGGCUUUACUUUCUGAAUUGAUGGAGGACAGCGCCAGCAGGGUGAGUUUAAGUAGACUUUCAGCCAACCAACUCACAAUGGUGAAUAAUUUACAUUUGAAAACUAUUAAAGAAGAGGAUAAAAUGAUGAAGAAGUUGGCCACUUUGCAAGAAGACAUAGCGGAUCAACCCAUCUCUUUGAUUGCGAACUAACUGAGCCGAGUUGAAGAACUAAACGAGGAAGUGGAACGGGCACUCGAUGAACACGAGUCAGCAAUGGCAAAUAUAAUUCAGGAGGCUGAUAAUCUGAGGUUAAACACGCUUAAGGAGCUGCUUAAUAUAUUGACGCCGGAGCAAGCCGUGGAUUUUCUUGCUUCAGGUAAGAAGCUUCACUCAUGCAUCCAUGACUGGGGCAAAAGAAGGGAUCGUAAGCAUGGUCGCACCAGCAACUAAUCAACCUUGCAUAUGUUUAGAG